Vitrella brassicaformis is the source of this 3817-nucleotide messenger RNA. The record is from the annotation of a GenBank genome assembly. Lineage: Eukaryota; Vitrellaceae.
AUGUCGUACAUGUCGUGGCCCGACCGGCCUGAGAUGCCCAAGGAGCUGCCCAAGGACCCCGCCACCAUCGAAUGGCCGCGGAUGCAGGACGACGAGAUAACUGACAUGAAUAAGUUUGCCGUUCUACACUUCCACUUCCCACAGGGGAGUGAGGAGGCAAACAGAGAGGGCGGGGAGGCUUUGCAUGCGCUUCAUGCCUGCUGUGUGUGUCUUGUGGCUGUAGGAGUUGAAGCGGCGCAUGGACACGAUGGACCCCCAGCUCAAGCACCUGGUCUACCUACGGGCCGAUGAGUGGUAUAAACUGGGCAUCUUGGUACGCAUACAAGGCACACACACAACGGACCAAAGCGGUGGUUCUUCGGCCCGUCUCAUCUGUCUGUUGUGCCUGCCUGCCUGUGCUGUCUUGCUACUCUUCAGAAACGGUCCAAGGAGACCAACUCAUCAGGAACAAGGGCACCACUUUGCAGACCCAUGCGGCUCCUCCCUCACCCGUGGCUGCCGCCCAGCCACUCGGAGACCGUGACGACGUCGCUGACGACGCCUAUGAGGACGAGGACGACGCAGCCGCCGCACCAACGGCUGGCAUGCCGCCCACACCACCCGCACUCGCCCCGCCACCCGCACACCGCCCAUCACUCCCACCCCCGCUGCCGAUGAUUGUCAUGGGCCCGCGCGGCCGGUGCACCCCCAUCCCGGCAGAGGCACCCCACGUGGCCUUCCAGUGCGGUCUGUUCCCCUUCCCCCCACUCCAGCACCACCCAUACAUGUACCCGGCUCCCCACGUCCCACCGCAGCUGCUGCCCUUCCCCCCGCUCCAGCAGCACCAGCACCAGCACCAGCACCAGCACCAGCCCCGCCACUCCUCCCGCCCGCACCAGGCGCGGGACCGGUCGCGGAGCCCCCCUCAGGCCAAUGACGUUUGCAGGGUAACGAACAUACGAUGAGACAUGCCGAAUACAUGGCCUGCAUCUGUCUGUCUGUCUGUCUGGGUCUCUGUCUGUCUGGGGCUCUGCCUGUGGCUCCGUGCAGAUCGCUGCCUACAUUCUAUAUUUGCCAAGACGGGUGCACCAAUUCCUCUGCUGCCACCGCGAGCAGCCCCCGGCAUGAAGAUACACCCGCCCAAGGAGGAGGACAUGCCGAAGGACCCCGCCACCAUCGAGUGGCCGCAGCUGACGGACGACGAGGAGACCCUCACGAUGGAGACCAACACUCUCAGCACCGACCCCGACACGUACCUGCCGUGUUUGAGCCCAGGCCUGCCCUUCUCCAAGAUCGGCCGCAUUCAAUUCACGGCGCCCGAGGCCACCAGCAUCAGCUGCAGCCCCAGGACCAUCGCGCGCGCCGACGUCGCUCGACCGGCCAACAGCCUCAGCGGUUUGGGUGCGGUGACGCCCAGCGUGUGGAAUAUCAGGACGCAUCCGCUGGAGCGGCCAUACAUAUUCACAGUGACGGCCAAGUACUUCAGCAGCAUCGCCACCUGCUUCUACACCGUCAAGGACCUCAAGUGAGUUGGUGGAUGGAUGGAUGGCUGUUUCUCUCUCUGUCCCCCUAUCUGUGUGAAUGGCUGCAUGAAUGGGUGUGUUGCAAUGCAUGGCUGUGUGUGUGCCUCAGAUUAGCCAUCGAUGCGCCCAGCAACACAUGGCAGACACGUGGGACACAGACAGCAGAUGGCCGCAAAAACAUCCGUCUCAGCAUGAAAGGACUGCUCAACAGGCCGAGGAGCGUGACGCUGCUCAUUGGGGACGGGGCGGGUCUGCUGCUGGAAGCUGAGACGGAGUGGGAGUGGCGUCCCGAGCUCAAGCGGCUGGUCGUGUGGGUGCCUGGCGGGUCGCUCCCAGAGAUGCGGAUCAACAUGGGGCCAUUGCAAUCCCGGUUCCUGAUCAGACUGGUAGGAGAGGGAGGGAAGGGGGGAGGGAGACGGGGAGACAGGGAGGGACAGGGAGCUUCCGGCGUGGCAGCAUGUACGAGCCGCACCAUCUGCCGUGCGUGAGUACCGGCCUCCCGCUGUCCAAGGUCGGCCAGAUUCGCAUCGUGUCACUCGAGGCCACCAACAUCAUCUGCCGCCCCAACUCGAUCUCGUUCCCCGACUGGCAAGGUCGGGGUGCUGGACGACGGCAGACCUGUUCUGUUCAAGCUCCUUCCGCCCAGCAAGAGGACUGAGGCCAAGCUCGAAGCUUUCUGCCUCAACCUUGCUGACAGCCACCAGGCGCCUCACCAGCCCCUUCGUCCGGCCACUAGGCGAUGCUGCGUUCGAUGCCAUUCUGCAGGAGGAGGACGGACCACAGCAAGAGUGCGUUGCAGUGGUCAUGGAAUUCCUCGGUGAGAGGGGGACACAGACAGCACUACGUGUAGAACAGCGACUGGUUCCUCUGUCUGUCUGUGAUGUCCACUCACUGCUCGCUCAGCUCCCCCCGGCUGGAAUUCCAUCACCACCUCGCUGUCCGCUGUCAGUGUCUCGAAGACGCGAGAGCAGCUCCUGACCGACGAUCGGGAGGAGUGGUUCGAAAAGGUGGCCCUCAUCGACGACAACUGUCGGCAGCUGCUCGCCAUCCACGUGCUGACGAUCCCUGGCCGCAAGGCAGGCCUGACAGUCCACCAUCUGGCCGGGUCUGACCAUGCCGUCAGUGACCUGUAUCUCGCCACCAACGCUGUCACGGCCGUCGCGAAACCACGUGAUGCGGACAACAAGGUGAAGUCCAAGCUGCCACCCGGCUCCCCUUCCGUCGCCCUCCACAUAGAUCUCGCCAGCACAAUACUACUGGACACGCCCGCCAACGUGCGCCGGUACCUGGAGCGCGAGUACACCACUGACCUCACCAUCCCAGAGGCCCUCAGCCGUGACAGCAACAGUGACCGCCUGUUUGCCUUCGUCCCCUUCGACCUAGGCGAGCAGGCAAGCCACUGGGGGAGGCGCCCGAGGUGGGCGUCCUCGUCGUUGAGCAGUGGCGGAGGGAGGGGCGGGGGUGCACGGGCCUGACACACCCACCGCGCGCCGCUACCGCGAGCUCUACCAGCAGCUCGACACAUUCCUGGACGAGUGGGUGGGACAGCGAGCGCGUGUGUGUCGUGGUGGCGAAGUUCUUGGGCGGGCAUGAAUGAGGAGGGGGAGGGACAGAUACGUCACAGCAUUCCACCGGUCUGUCUGUGCUGUGCUGUGCUGUGUACUGCAGGUAAUGCUGCGGAGAAGGGCUACAGUUCGAUCACGACCGAGCUGCACGAGAGGAACGUUCCCAUGAUGUGUUGAACAUGUGCCGGCGCAUCCUCGGCGUCCACAUCCUCACCAUCAGAGGCCGCAAGGUGGCCCUCGAGCGCAACCAACUUGUCGGGUCGGACCACGCUGUCAGCGACCUCUAUCUGCACGGCGACACAUUGGCAAAGAUCACGUGGCCACGGGGGGACGACGGCAAAGUCAUUGCAAAGCUGUUCCCCCGGCACCCCUUCCCCCGCCCGCCACAUCGACUCGGUCAACACCAUUCUGCUCGACUCGCCCGCCAACGUGCGCACCUACCUGGAGAAGGAGUACCCCACCGACCUCGCCCUCCCACGAGCCCUCCUCGACGAGAGCACCCCAGAUCGGCUCUUCGCCUUCGUCCCGUUUGACCUAGACGAGCAGAAGGAGAUCGGCCAGGUCCCCAACGGCAAGCCUCAGGAGGAGGCGCCCGAGGUGGGCAUCUUCAUCGUCGAGCAGUGGCGGAGGGAGGGGAAGGGGCAGGACGGCUCUGACACACCCACCGCCCGCCGCUACCAAGAGCUGUAUCGGCAGCUCGACACAUUCCUCGACGUGUGGGCGGCCGAUGGGGAUGGUGGUGGACGGUGA